This is a messenger RNA of Nomia melanderi (Alkali bee), 399 nucleotides long. The record is from RefSeq and is a predicted model, not a curated record. Lineage: Eukaryota; Metazoa; Arthropoda; Insecta; Hymenoptera; Halictidae.
AUGAACAAACGCGUGACGGUCGUCAGGCAGCAGUAUGUCGAAUUCUUGUCACGGGUGGUCUGUUGGCUUUGGGAUAGCCUGGGCCAGUUAAUGGACAUCUUGUUCGAUUUCCUGGCGAGGCUAAUCGAGCUGAUACUAGCGGUGGUGAACCUGAUGUUCCAGGCGAUCUGUUUCCUAAUGGAUCUUUGGAUCGACACUGUACAAACGUUCGCGAACAUUUUCCGGGGAAUCGUUAAUGUCGUCAGGAACAUCACUGGCGAGGAAGUUGAAGAGUUCGCCUCCGCCUGCAUCGUCGUUUUUCUUUGGAUCUGUUUCUUCAGAGUCAUCAAGAAUUUGUUCGCUCGAGUAGGACUUUUAUGUACAUCUUACUGACAAUAUCAUAGAGCUAACCGUCGUUUG